AUGAACUUCAGUCUGGACUUCAUGGGGAUUCCCCAGAGGGGACAACAGGAGGACAGAGACUGUGACAUCACACCACUGAACCCUGGACUUCUGAGCACCCCUGAUACCUCAGUGUGUGUGUUUGGGGCAGAGGUUGCUGUGGUCUCAGCGUGUGUGUUUGGGGCAGAGGUUGCUGUGGUCUCAGCGUGUGUGUUUGGGGCAGAGGUUGCUGUGGUCUCAGCGUGUGUGUUUGGGGCAGAGGUUGCUGUGGUCUCAGCGUGUGUGUUUGGGGCAGAGGUUGCUGUGGUCUCAGCGUGUGUGUUUGGGGCAGAGGUUGCUGUGGUCUCAGCGUGUGUGUUUGGGGGCAGAGGUUGCUGUGGUCUCAGCGUGUGUGUUUGGGGCAGAGGUUGCUGUGGUCUCAGCGUGUGUGUUUGGGUGUCAGAGGUUGCUGUGGUCUCAGCGUGUGUGUUUGGGGCAGAGGUUGCUGUGGUCUCAGCGUGUGUGUUUGGGUGUCAGAGGUUGCUGUGGUCUCAGCGUGUGUGUUUGGGGCAGAGGUUGCUGUGGUCUCAGCGUGUGUGUUUGGGUGUCAGAGGUUGCUGUGGUCUCAGCGUGUGUGUUUGGGGCAGAGGUUGCUGUGGUCUCAGCGUGUGUGUGAAGGGCAGAGGUUACUGUGGUCACAGCGUGUGUGUUUGGGUGUCAGAGGUUGCUGUGGUCACAGCGUGUGUGUUUGGGUGUCAGAGGUUGCUGUGGUCUCAGCGUGUGUGUUUGGGUGUCAGAGGUUGCUGUGGUCUCAGCGUGUGUGUUUGGGUGUCAGAGGUUGCUGUGGUCUCAGCGUGUGUGUUUGGGUGUCAGAGGUUGCUGUGGUCUCAGCGUGUGUGUUUGGGGCAGAGGUUGCUGUGGUCUCAGCGUGUGUGUUUGGGGCAGAGGUUGCUGUGGUCUCAGCGUGUGUGUUUGGGUGUCAGAGGUUGCUGUGGUCUCAGCGUGUGUGUUUGGGUGUCAGAGGUUGCUGUGGUCUCAGCGUGUGUGUUUGGGUGUCAGAGGUUGCUGUGGUCUCAGCGUGUGUGUUUGGGUGUCAGAGGUUGCUGUGGUCUCAGCGUGUGUGUUUGGGUGUCAGAGGUUGCUGUGGUCUCAGCGUGUGUGUUUGGGGCAGAGGUUGCUGUGGUCUCAGCGUGUGUGUUUGGGUGUCAGAGGUUGCUGUGGUCUCAGCGUGUGUGUUUGGGGCAGAGGUUGCUGUGGUCUCAGCGUGUGUGUUUGGGGCAGAGGUUGCUGUGGUCUCAGCGUGUGUGUUUGGGUGUCAGAGGUUGCUGUGGUCUCAGCGUGUGUGUUUGGGGCAGAGGUUGCUGUGGUCUCAGCGUGUGUGUUUGGGUGUCAGAGGUUGCUGUGGUCUCAGCGUGUGUGUUUGGGGCAGAGGUUGCUGUGGUCUCAGCGUGUGUGUUUGGGGCAGAGGUUGCUGUGGUCUCAGCGUGUGUGUUUGGGUGUCAGAGGUUGCUGUGGUCUCAGCGUGUGUGUUUGGGGCAGAGGUUGCUGUGGUCUCAGCGUGUGUGUUUGGGUGUCAGAGGUUGCUGUGGUCUCAGCGUGUGUGUGAAGGGCAGAGGUUGCUGUGGUCUCAGCGUGUGUGUGAAGGGCAGAGGUUGCUGUGGUCUCAGCGUGUGUGUUUGGGUGUCAGAGGUUGCUGUGGUCUCAGCGUGUGUGUUUGGGGCAGAGGUUGCUGUGGUCUCAGCGUGUGUGUUUGGGGCAGAGGUUGCUGUGGUCUCAGCGUGUGUGUUUGGGUGUCAGAGGAACAGCAUGUUACUGCAGUUUUUCUCCCUCACAUAGGCUGACUGGGAUGGUUUGCAAUUACUAUGUGUUGUGCAUGUUUGUGUGUGGUUGUGUGGUUGUGUGUGGUUGUGUGUGGUUGU
Molecule: messenger RNA, 1877 nt
Organism: Coregonus clupeaformis (lake whitefish)
Lineage: Eukaryota; Metazoa; Chordata; Actinopteri; Salmoniformes; Salmonidae
Exons: 5
Coding region: 1-1794 (597 amino acids)
Source: RefSeq, a predicted model, not a curated record